AAAUCAACCGGUGAAGAAGUGCUUUUUCUCCCUAAAUUCUGCAAAGUGUAAUGAGCGCAGACCACGAAUUCAAGGUGCACCAUUUGGUGGGGGAGCUGGUGUCGCUGUUCCGUGUCCAGGACACGUCUGGUGUGGAGUCUCUGGUGGAGCUGUUGCUAAGACACCGCUCGCCUUACGUCACCACUCAGGUGAGUGCAGCUUCAGCCAAGAGAAAAAUCACAAACUUCUCUUCCAAGGGAGCAGAGUUUCGCAAAAAGUAUGAUGAACUCCACCAGCGACAGGUGAGAGAGCUGAACCCUCUGGUCUACCUCAUCUCCCUCAUCACCGAGGACGAGCAGCUGUGUGGCUAUCUCGGGGAGGUAUGUCCCGCCAGUCAGUUGGGCCACGUCGUUCGACAGGCCGACAUCUCGGUACUGGACGACCUCGAGGGAGGACUGCGAGACCUGCCGACAAAGGGAGCGGUGAUGUCAGCCGAGGAACUGGGGGAGCUCAUGGGGCGGCUGGAGACUGUCACCACUGCUCUCAAGAACAGGGAGAGAGAGAAAAUGAGAAUGACAGUCGAAGGGAAUUUCCCUGAGCUGCCGUCGUGGCUGUUUGAGAGGUCUUACCUCACUGCUGACUUUCAUCGUGAAGGCUCCUCCUCCUCUUCAUCUCCCUCGACUGUCUCCCUCGGUACGCUGCCUCUGGACCUCCAGCAGCUGUCUGCAGUGGAGGACCUCCUCUACCUUAUGGUGGGUGUGGAGGGACGGUUCAUCAAGACCGAGUCCCCUGCUAACGAGUCUGCCCCGAGGAAAUUCACCAUUGAUAAGACGCUCGAUCCCUCCCUCCGAAACCUAGUGGAGCGAGUCCUCCCGAUCUGCAGCAGCUACUCUGCCGUAGUGAGGUUCAUAGAGGAGAAGUCAACCUUCUACGAGGGUCGGGUCAACCAGGCGUUGUCCGCAGCCAUGCGGGGUCUGGUGAAGGAAUACUGCGUCGUGGUCGCCCAGCUAGAACACCAGCUGCGACUUGGACAGCUCUCUCUGCAGAAGCUCUGGUACUACGUCCAGCCCUGCUCUGCGUCGCUCUCCGUUUUGGAGCGUAUCGUGGGCACCGUUACACGCGGGUCUUGUCGCGGAGGGAAGACGCUCACAGCGCUCCACUCUAUCACCACUGGCUACAUCGGAGAGCCGAGAACGCAGGAGUUGUGUCUGCACCUCACGCGAGCUGCCUGCCACCCGUAUUUCUCCAGUCUCAGUCAGUGGAUCCACCAGGGACUAGUUCACGACCCCUACUCGGAGUUCAUGGUGAGGGAACACGAAGACAUUCGCAAAGACAGGCUCCAUGCCGAGUACAACGACUCCUACUGGGAGCGUCGGUACACCGUCCUACAAGACAACAUCCCCAGUUUCCUGGAGAGCGUUGCCGACAAAAUCCUCUGCUCGGGCAAGUAUCUGAACGUGGUGAGGGAGUGUGGGAAGGAGUCUGGCACCGCGUCGCUCCAGAUCAUGCAGUACUCGGUCCAGGAGAGGGGAUAUAUUGAGCAGAUCGAGGCUGCUUACUCCCAGGCCAGUCGAAGACUCCUAGACCUUAUUCUGGUAGAGAAGGACCUGCCGGGCUACCUGAGGUCAAUCAAGCACUACUUUCUCCUGGACCAGGGCGAUCUGUUUGUUCAUUUCAUGGACUCUGCCGGAGACGAGCUGGCAAGGCCCAUGGCUGACAUCUUGCCUACCAGACUGGAGUCUCUGCUGGAGCUUGCCCUCCACACGAGUCCUCGCGAACUCUGACCCCUACAAGGACAACCUGAAGGCGUGUCUGGUGCCCUUUGACCUCAUCACGCAGCUCCUCCACAUCACUGCAAUACAGCCGGAGGGAGUCGGGGCCGGUGCCACACCCCCUCCCCCCAUCGCACGUCCAGAGUCCAUGCCGACCCUGUCUGGACUGGAGUCGUUCUCCCUGGAGUACAGCGUGGAGUGGCCCCUGUCGUUAGUGAUCUCCUACCGCAGUCUGUACAAGUAUCAGCUGCUGUUUCGACAUCUCUUCUAUUGCAAGCAUGUGGAGAGACAGCUGUGCGGGGCCUGGAGGACCCAGAGAGCCAGAUCUGGUCCUCCCUCCCAGCCAAACACUUGCCUGUGCUGUUUUGUUUACAGUUGUUUGUCUUACCCAAAUAAAGAAACAUGGCUUACAUAUAAGUACAUCCCGGCCUUUGCCUUGCUGCAGCGAAUGCUCAACUUUGUACAGAGUCUCCAGUACUACAUGACUAUGGAGGUCUUGGAGCCCAACUGGAGCGCCUUUGAGAAGAAGCUGGCGAAGGUUUCGACCAUCGAUGACGUCCUGCAGGCUCACACUGACUUCCUGGACUCCAGCCUCAGAGACUGUCUCCUGAGUGAUCGCAGCAUCCUCAAGACUGUCAGCAGACUCAUGGAGCUGUGUCUGCACUUCUCCGGACACAUGCAGGAACAGGUAGAGGGAGGUGAGGAGGAUGACUCCCUAUCUCUGUCACGAGAGGAACUGGGGGACUCCGGCAGGAGAAUGGCAAGAGUCAUUUCAGUCGACCUUGACUCUCUCCUCUCCCCCGAGAACUUCUGCCAGAGCAUCGUCCGCAUAGAGGCCCAGUUCACGGGGGACCUGCUGGCCCUCCAGGACACUCUGCUGGAGCUCCACGUGGACUCCCUCUCUCACAUGGUGUCAAGACUCGACUACAACUCCUUCUACCACAACCUCAGACUAAUGAACUAGUGGUUCGUCUGCUCUUCACUGCCCGUUCCAUACACAUGUGUACCAUAAAGACUUUUUGUAACUUGUGCGUCAUAUAUGUACAUACAUCAGUGAUGAUGAUGAUGUAACCUCUUUUGAAAAUAAAUACACACGCAGGUGUUUCCCUUAGCUUGCUCCGAACUUUCCUCCUAGUUUGGUGUCCCAUUGAUGAUGGGUGAUGUUAAAAAAAAUAAAUACAUACACACACACGUGAGAGGGAGAGAAGAGAUUAUAGUCUGAUAAAAUGGUUCACAGCAAAAUGCAGCAGUCACACUCUCGCUCGCUGGAUUGCAUCGACGAUGUAUCCGAGCGCAAAAGAGGUGUGGUUUCUCUGAUUGCUGUACCGGUGCUAUGGUUACGAGAUGCCCCUCUCACGCUAUUUUCUGGCAGUGGUCUCUUUUCUGGACAUGGAGGGAUUGUGUCGGAGUCUGCCGGGAUCAGCUUGGGCUGUCCAAUCCAGUUCCUGGCCUCUCCCUCUGCCCCCCUCGUCACGGAGUCCUCCAUAUCCUGAGGCGGACUGGGGUUAUUGCGCAAGGUCACCUCUUCAUCCGUCUCCUCAGUGCCCGGUGGAGGGAGAGAGGUGUAGGGGUGUGGUCUGUCGGCCUCAGCUACCAGGAGGGUGUUGUCUCCGUCCAGACUGGGUGCCUGGUGGACCAACAAACCUCUCAGGAAAUUAUCUCUCAUUAGAGCGGGGCUACCUCUAACGAUGAGAGGUAUUCAGGUUGCGGUGUCUGCCAGCCCUCUACGUCCGUGUGGACCCAGGGACUGGACCUCUCCGAGUCGAUGGGGUUGGCCGUGUGGAAACUGCCCACGGAGUCCGAGGACGAGGACCGAGUCGUCUGGUUAUCUGGAGUGUGGUAACCGCUGGCGCUAGCAGCAGGCGUCAAACCUGGUUCUGACAUCC
Geodia barretti is the source of this 3637-nucleotide messenger RNA. The record is from the annotation of a GenBank genome assembly. NCBI's taxonomy places the organism in Eukaryota, Metazoa, Porifera, Demospongiae, Tetractinellida, Geodiidae.